Messenger RNA from Dibothriocephalus latus, 285 nucleotides. Lineage: Eukaryota; Metazoa; Platyhelminthes; Cestoda; Diphyllobothriidea; Diphyllobothriidae. The record is from the annotation of a GenBank genome assembly.
UUCUGGCGAAACUACUCGGAUGCCCUGCCUGCACUCCGAACCCAAAAAGCACUCAAAGAAGCUGAUUUAAAGGCAUCUGGUGUCCCUUUUAAAACGCGUUUUGAGCCAAAUCCGGCGAUGGUUGAUCCUCAGGAACUGUUGUAUUGCCGCUGGCUGUACACCUGCCACGAGAUCCUCCUCGCAGAAGAGUCUUUCAUUUCUGACGAACCGUCUGAGGACACAGAUACAGACUUCUUUACCGUCCAGGGGGUGGCGCUUGAUGUCCUCGCCGAACAUUUCGUCUAG